Puccinia triticina is the source of this 681-nucleotide messenger RNA. RefSeq lists its product as uncharacterized. The transcript is spliced from 3 exons. The coding region runs from base 1 to 681 and encodes 226 amino acids. The record is from RefSeq and is a predicted model, not a curated record. Lineage: Eukaryota; Fungi; Basidiomycota; Pucciniomycetes; Pucciniales; Pucciniaceae.
AUGCUUCGGUCCGAAAAGGCUGACCAGAGUUUUCCAGCCCUUGCGACUGUUGUUGAGGUGGAUGAACCGACUGAAGAAAUUACCAAGGUCAUCAAAGAGUCUGAUGAAGAAGAUAUUGAUCCAGACAAUGCAGCGGCUGGUUCACCCAAGGCUGAUGACAAUGAAAACAAUGAUGACAAUAGCAGCCGUGGGAUCGGGCUCACUUUGAAAAAGCCUCCUCAACACCGCCCUCGCCCCCCUAAGAACAAUUUCAGUAGCCCCGCAAGCGCCUUCAACACCCUUGCUACCGGGCUCGGCAGGAUCACUCAGGGCAAGAUUGGCAUCAGCCCCGACCGCAGCUUUGACUACGCCCCCCCCCCCCCCCCUGAAUCCUUCACUUUGAUCCCCUGUAGACCGAGCUUGACCACUCAGAAUAGUGGCGACGGAAGCAGUGCUGCGAGCCAUUAUGGUGGCGCAAGCUCCACCUCGAUCUCCUACGACCUUUCAGGAUGGUGUGCGGCCGUAUUGAGCGUGCUUUGCCUGCCCGAGCCGGCCGGAAACAACUCAACGACAAGUCGGAAUGAGACAGCAACCGAGGAAGCCGGAGGGCUCAUUGGCAGAGACAAACGGAAGCCUGCCCCAGCAGUUCGAGACAUUCGCGCUUCGGUCCGCGCCAGCAGCUACUGGCAACCUGGUCCAUGA